CGAUCAGCCGGAGGCGUUUUUUAGUCCAAGUUGCGAGAUCGAUGACAGUGCUUAGGGCAAUAAACAAACACGGGCGACACAUCAUCCGAGGCCACUUGUACGCUGCUCCGGCUCCGGCACUGCUGCGCUGGGGGCUUCUGCAGAAGCCGCAGCGAAAUUUCGUCAGGGAGGGUCGCCCCGUCGGUGCGCGGGGGCACGUGACAGCGAUACGCCCGGAGGCCAAGAUAAUCUUUGCAACGUUCUUGGUCUCGGUUUCGGGGAGUUUUAUAUGGCCGCGAGGGUUCAAUUAUUAUGGAGUUCAUUCAUCUUCUCUCUCUCUGAUGUGCUGUUAAGCUGUUAAGCUGCGAAGCUAAAAAGCGGUGCUCGUCUGCCGCCCUGGAGGCUGGUCAAGCACGCUUCCGAAUUAAAAGCGCUCUGGCCCGCCUGCUCUCUCCUCCACGGCCGGCCGCGUCCCCCCCCCCCCCCCCCCCCCCCCCCCCCCGCAUUUCUUGAUUUCUUCUUCCACCGGGAACAAUGUCUCCGGCGCCGACCUCGCAUCAGUCGCAGAUCAAUUCGAGGAAGGAGAAGCGCAUGAGGAAGGUGGACACCUUCGCGCCGCACAACGACGGCCACCAAUGGAGGAAGUACGGCGAGAAGAAGAUCAACAACACCAACUUCCCCAGAUACUACUACAGAUGCACCUACAAGGACAACAUGAACUGCCCGGCCACGAAGCAGGUGCAGCAGAAGGACCACAGCGACCCGCCAUUGUACGCGGUCACCUACUACAACGAGCACUCGUGCAACAGCGCCUUUCUCCCGCUCUCCCCCUCCGAGUUCCAGCUUCAGACCUCGUCGGGGAAGGCCGUCUCCAUCUGCUUCGACUCCUCGUCCGGGCCGGCCGCGCAAGAACCGCCGUCCGUCGCCGCAGCCUCCGCCGCGGCGGCCACCAAUGCCAGCGGCGGCUCGCCCUCCUCCAGCGCCGCGCCGCGGCGAGGCACGCCGCCGGAGAUCAGCAACCAGCCCGUGCUGCGGCGGUCGGAGACGUACCCGUGGGGCGCGGGCGCCGUGGAGCAGAAGCCGGCGUCCUGCAGCACCGAGUGCCACGACGCGUUCCCGGGUGGCGCCGGCGCGGUGCCGGAAGAGGUGGUAGAUGCAGGCAGAUUUGGGUCUAUCAGGUUCUUCCACUUUUUGUAAAUUGAUCGGUGGAAGGCAAUUGAUUUUACUUCAUCAAGAAACUAAUAUGAUACAGAUGUCUUUUUUCUUUUUGUUCCUUUAUUACGUGCGGAAGAGUACUAGAGAUUCGCAUGUUACUUUUGUUCUCUUGGUUCAAGAAUCGAAAUGCCACUGCUAAUUUAAAUCCAGUUCAUCUC
Molecule: messenger RNA, 1352 nt
Organism: Panicum virgatum (switchgrass)
Lineage: Eukaryota; Viridiplantae; Streptophyta; Magnoliopsida; Poales; Poaceae
Product: probable WRKY transcription factor 35
Exons: 3
Coding region: 514-1176 (220 amino acids)
Biological process (GO): regulation of DNA-templated transcription
Molecular function (GO): DNA-binding transcription factor activity; sequence-specific DNA binding
Source: RefSeq, a predicted model, not a curated record